AUGAUCACUUUGGAUUAAUAUUUCAAUGUUCUUAGUUAAAUUGGUUAAGAAGCUGAAAACUUAAAACAUUCAUUAUGUUCUCUUGACAAUUUUGAGUCAUACAGUUAUUGGAGUGCAUUGACUAAUAAUUCAAUGUUACUUAAUAUUAAUCAACUUUAAGAUCAGUUUCCAACUUUGUCUGUACAAGGAAUAGCAAUGAUAUAUAAAGUAUUUGAUAGCGAUCUUGAUGGCAAUCUAAACUUUUCAGAGUACAAUAUAAUUAAUAUUAUUAGUUUUUUUGAUAUGAUUAUAUCUAUAGAUAAUCCUAUUUUAAGAUAAGAAAUUACUUUCAGAAAAGUUGAAUAUAAAAUCAAAGGUUUAAUACAAAUAAAUGCAAGAGUUUUUGAACUUUUAUAAUUUUAUUGCAUAAAACUAAUGGAAUUAUAAUAGAUAAAAUAAUAAUUACAUUGCUAAAUUGACUUUAAUGUAUAUUUCGCAUUUUUUAAGAACAAAAAUCUUAAAAUCGAUCAUUAUUGUUAUUUUUUACUCACAAAAGAAUAUAGUAAACAUGAUGAAAACUUAAUAAAUUUUGAAGAUUUCUAUAAAUUCUUAUCAAAUUAAGAUAAUAAUGCAAUAAAUGAAUUAUUUUCUAUAAAUUUAGAAAAGAUUUAAGUAGCUUAAGUAAUUAUUAAGAGAUUUGAAAAAGAAAAGAAGAAUAAAAAACAUAAAUAGUUUAUUAAUAAAUAAUAAUCAUCAGCAUGGUAAUUAUAAAACAGUCCAAAGUAAAUUUAAUAUUUUAGUGUUUAAACAAAUGACAAAAAUGAAAAUAGGAUAUUUUAAGAUUAGAAAAUAUCAGAAUGGACUUAUUGA
Messenger RNA from Paramecium pentaurelia, 849 nucleotides. The record is from the annotation of a GenBank genome assembly. NCBI's taxonomy places the organism in Eukaryota, Ciliophora, Oligohymenophorea, Peniculida, Parameciidae.